Molecule: messenger RNA, 4110 nt
Organism: Closterium sp. Naga37s-1
Lineage: Eukaryota; Viridiplantae; Streptophyta; Zygnematophyceae; Desmidiales; Closteriaceae
Source: the annotation of a GenBank genome assembly
AUGAGCGCAAGAGCCCUUCAGGGAAAUAGCGCAAGAGCCUUUCAAGGAAAUACGCAUGGGGUUACUUGGGUGACUCCGUCGCUUCUUGCUGCUUCCGGCCCGUCCUCGUCCUCCUCUGCUCCCCGUCCGUCUCGCCGGCCAACCACAGCCGUCCGUGCGGGCAGUGGGAUCAGCCACGUGGACGGUCUGGAUCCGGAAGAGUUCAAGAACGCGCGGAUCACGGUGACGGACGACGGUAUUAUUUUUUCCGUGGUGGACGACGGUGAAUCGGAUAGGGAAAACGAGGUUCCGGAGGAGGUAUGGGAGAGGGAGGAGGGGACAGAGGGGGAGGAGAGGUCGGCUGUGGGUGGUGUGGAAGAGGAGGGAAGAGAUGGUGCUGUGAGUGGGGAAGACGAGACGGAGGAAGAGGAGGAUGAAGGGGGAGAGGCAGCGGCGGGGGUGAUGGAAGAGGCGCAGAGGGUGAUGGAAGAAGCGGCGAAGCUUCUCAGCGUGGCGGAACGACCCGUGGUGGUUGAUGUGGCCGUGAGUGACAGUGAGGAGGAGGACGAGGGGGAAGCGGAAGAGGAUAACGAGGGGGAGGAGGAAGACGAGGAGCAAGAGGAGGACGAAGCGGAAGAGGCGGAGGAGGCAGAAGAGGAGACACUGGCGAUGGGAGCAGAGGAGCAGGUGGGUGGGCGAGACGGCAAGAGGGAGGAAGAGGCGGUAGAGGCGUUAGAGGAGGAGGAGCCCCUCGUUUAUGACCCACCACCGCAGGCGGACUCGAAUGUGGAUCUGGAGGCGACCCUUGGCGCCACUGCUGCUGGUAGCAGUGCCGUUGCUGACAGCAGCUACGGUGCCGAGGGUGGGCAGGACGGCAGGGGGGAUGUAGAGGCGUUGGAGGAGGCGCCUAUUUAUGACCCGCCAGCGUCAGUGGAUUUGGGUGUGGGUCUGGAGAGGACGCUUGGCGAUGCUGAUGCUGCUGGUGCCAGCCUCGUUGCGGACAGCAGUUAUGGUGCUGGGGAUGGCUUUGGUGCUGAUGUGAGCUCCGUUGGUGAUGUGAGCUACAGUGCUGAUGUCAGCGAUGGUGCUGGGGAUGGCUUUGGUGCUGAUGCAGAGGCGGAGGCGGAGGCAGCAGCAGCAGAAGCAGUGGCAGCAGAGGCAGCAGCUGCAAACGCAUUAGCUGGAGAAGCAGCAGCAGCAGCAAAAGCACUGGCAGCGGAAGCAGCAGCGGCAGCAGCAGCACAAAGGGAGAGGGAGUUUGAGGAGGCUGCUGCGAAGGAGAGAGAGGCUGCUGUGAGGGAGAUGAGGGAAGAGAAUAGGCAGGAGAAGCUACGGGCACUGCAGGCAGAGCACGAGUUUGUCACAGCUAAAAUGUUCUUUUACCCUGAGGCCGGGCAGGUCCGGGCAGGCGAAACCGUGGAUAUUUUUUUCCACCGCCCGGCAAGCGUGCUGAAAGAAAAGGCUGGGAUUUUUGUCGUAGGUGCUUUUAACGAGUGGCAGUGGGAGCCGUUUAAGUAUGAGCUGAAGCCCUCUAACGAGGUGGCAAAUGACUGGUGGACGUGCAGCAUGACUAUACCGAAGGAGGCGUAUCAGAUGAACUUCGUUUUCCACAGCAGUGAUAACGUGUAUGAGAACAACGAGGGGCGGGAUUUCUACAUCUCAAUAGAUGGGGGCAUGGGAGAGGAUGAAUUUGAACGGUUCUUGAAUGAGCAGAAGCAGAGGGAGGCGGAGGAGAGGGCAGCAGAGGAGGCGGAGAGAGAGAGGAAGGCAGAGGAGGAGAGGAGGGCCGCCCUGCUGCGAGCCCAGCAGGAGGAGGAACGGGCGACGGCCCGAGCCGUGGCUGAUGAGGCUCGGCAGAGGCUUGGGCCGAUAUGGGAGAAUGCAGGGGCGGGAGAGGAAGGGGUGUGGCGCCUGGAGGUGAAGGAAGGGGCGGAAUGGGGAGGGAAAGUGGCAGGGGAAGGAGGGGGGGUUGAGAAGGGGGUGGUGGUGAGGGUGGAGUAUAACCGGGCGGGUAGGCCCCUGGCAGGGGCGGGGGAGGUGUGGCUGCAUGCGGGGGUGAAUGGGUGGCAGGGCGGCGUGUCUGUUGUGGAGAAACUGGAGUGUGUUAAUAACGAGGAUGGCGACUGGUGGGCCGUGGAAGUCGCUCUACCACAGGACGCAGUGGCGCUCAACUGGGUGUUUGCGGAUGGGCCAGUGGGGAAAGCAGGCGCGUGGGACAACAACAGCCGGCGGGACUUCGCGGGGCGGAUUGGCGAUGCGGAGCAGAUUGAGGCCCUGUUUGAGGGCAUGGCGGCGGAGUGUCUGCAACGACUGGAGAAAGAGAGGGAGGAGCGGGAUGCGAAAGAGGCUGAGGAGGCAGCGCGGCGUGCGGAAAUCAAAGCAGCCAUGAAGGCACGCACCAAAGCAGUGUUCCUGCAGUCCCAGGCACACGUGUUCUUCACUGAGCCUGCAGAACCACGAGCAGGAGAGGCAGUGCGCGUGUACUACAACCCUAGCGGCACGGCGCUGCAGGGCAGGGAGAAAGUGUGGAUGCGCGGGUCGUUCAACCGCUGGACCCACCGCUCGGGGUGCUUCCUUCCCCUUCAGAUGGAGCCCGCUGACAACGGCACUCACCUCGUGGCUGAAGUCCCCGUGCCUCACGACGCGUACAUAAUGGACCUUGUCUUCAUGGACAGCAGCGACCCCACCACGGCAACGUAUGACAACCGGGGAGGCCUGGACUACCACGUGCCCGUGGCGGGCAGCACUGCCAGGGAGCCGCCUCUCUACAUCGUGCAUGUUGCUCUCGAGAUGGCACCUGUUGCCAAGGUGGGGGGUCUGGGUGAUGUAGUGACGUCACUGUCGCGAGCCACAAUUGAGCUGGGCCACAGAGUGGAAGUGGUGCUGCCGAAAUACGACUGCCUCAAGUAUGACCAGGUGCAAGGGCUGGAGGCGAGGGGCGAUUUCCUGUGGGGCGGCACGCGGUGGCUGGUGUGGCAUGGCCGAGUGGAGGGCAUCCCCGUGCACUUCCUCGAACCUGAGAGCGGGUUGUUCUGGGUGGGGUGCAUCUACGGCCGCAAGGACGAUGCUGCCCGCUUCGGCACCUUCUGCCACGCGGCCCUUGAGUUCCUGCUGCAGACAGGCCGCUCCCCGGACCUCCUGCAUUGCCACGACUGGUCGUCAGCGCCAGUGGCGUGGCUGCAGAGGGAGCAGUACAGCGGGUACGGAGGGGGCAACGCACGCACAGUGUUCACCAUCCACAACCUCGAGUUCGGGCAGGACAUGAUUGGCCGCGCCAUGGCAGCCUGCGACAUGGCCACCACUGUGUCCCCCACAUACGCGGCGGAGGUCAGUGGGCAUGCAGCAGUGGCGGCACACAGGGCCAAGUUCCACGGCAUUCUCAAUGGCAUCGACCCCGACCUCUGGGACCCCAUGGGGGACCCUUUCCUUCCGAUGAAAUACUCCUCUGCCGAAGUCGUGGAGGGGAAGCAGGCAGCCAAGGCAGAGCUGCGCGCGCGCCUCAACCUCCGCUCCUUCACCCCUUCAGAAGACCGUCCCUUAGUGGGCAUAGUCACGCGCCUGACAGCACAGAAGGGCAUAGCGCUGAUCAAGCACGCGCUGUGGCGCACGCUGGACAGAGGGGGACAGGUGGUGCUGCUGGGGUCGGCCCCUGAUGGGCGCGUGCAGGGCGAGUUUGAGGCGCUGGCGAGGGACCUAGGGCGCUCGCAUGGAGACAUGGCCCGGCUCUGGCUGACCUACGAUGAGCCCUUGUCGCACCUGAUCUACGCAGCCAGUGACAUGAUUCUCGUCCCCUCCAUAUUUGAGCCGUGCGGGCUCACCCAGCUGGUUGCGAUGCGGUACGGAGCGGUUCCAGUGGUGCGCAAGACAGGCGGGCUGAGGGACACAGUGAUGGACGUGGACAGUGAGGAGGACAGGCAGAGAGCGGCAGAGAGAGGCAUGGAGGCCAACGGAUUCUCCUUUGAAGGGGCCGAUGCUGCUGGCGUUGACUAUGCCCUCAACAGGGCGAUCUCGGGGUGGUACGAUGGGAGGGAGUGGUGGCAGGGCCUGGCUAGGCGAGUCAUGGAGCAGGACUGGACGUGGAACCGCCCCGCUCUUGACUACCUUGAGCUCUACUAUGGCGCUCGGAAAUAG